UCAGCGACUUACAAGCGGGACUGAGGUGGGCAUUCUGACACCAGGGGGGAACUGACUUGGUGUCACUGACAUCCCCAGUGACACCAAUACAGUGAUCAGUGCUAAUAAAAAGCACUGACACUGUACUAAUAGCACUGGGCAUGAAGGGGUUAACAUGUGGGGCGAUCAAAGGGUUAACUGUGUGUCAUUUUACUGUGUGCUGUUUUACUGUGUGCUUUUUACUGUGUGUGUGUGUGUGCUUCACUUUAUGCAGAGCAAUACAAAGCAGCGUGCUGGAGCUGACAGGGGAGAGAUCUAUAUUGUUUACAUACAGACCUCUCCCCUGUCAGUGAUACUCGGCAAUCGUCAGGUGCCGGCAGGGAAU
Molecule: messenger RNA, 364 nt
Organism: Staurois parvus
Lineage: Eukaryota; Metazoa; Chordata; Amphibia; Anura; Ranidae
Source: the annotation of a GenBank genome assembly